Molecule: messenger RNA, 1473 nt
Organism: Penicillium waksmanii
Lineage: Eukaryota; Fungi; Ascomycota; Eurotiomycetes; Eurotiales; Aspergillaceae
Exons: 5
Coding region: 1-1473 (490 amino acids)
Biological process (GO): transmembrane transport
Cellular component (GO): membrane
Molecular function (GO): transmembrane transporter activity
Source: RefSeq, a predicted model, not a curated record
AUGACUGAACUAUCGGCACCCAAAGGCGUUUGUGACCAUAUUGACUAUGUCAACGGGGCUGACCCUUCGAUUAUCCAGGCUUCCUUUGACACCUUGCGGGGUCUAAGCAGGGAUAAUCUAGACGCAUUAGAGAAGCACUUAGUGCGUAAGGUGGAUUGGCGUAUGAUGCCUACAAUCACCGUCAUGUUUCUCAUGAGCUAUCUCGACCGCAUCAACGUCUCCAAUGCACGGCUGGCUGGCCUGCAGGAGGACCUUGGGAUGUCAGACACGGUGUGGAAUACAGGCAUAUCGAUGUUUUAUGUUGGCUACCUCAUCGGCCAGCUUCCUGGGAAUAUGUGGCUAGCAAGGUCUAAUCCUCGGACGGGGCUCUCCGUUAUGAUGUUGUCAUGGAGCAUCUGUACUAUAUGCAUGCCGAUCAUGAAAAGCGGGGUAGGAUUCUGCAUCUGUCGAUUCUUUGUGGGUUUGACCGAAGCCCCAUUCUUUCCCGGAAUCGCUCUCUUGACAUCUUCUUGGUAUAACAAGAAAGAAAGUCCCACGCGAAUGGCCAUCUGGCAUGCAGGCAACACCAUUUCCAAUGUCAUCUCAGGAUUCCUCGCCGCAGGCAUCCUUUACAAUAUGGACGGAAUCCUUCAAUUGCACGCCUGGCAAUGGUUCUUUCUUAUCGAGGGAGCAGUUUCUAUACUGGUUGCUAUUGCUGCCUUCUUUCUGCUCCCCAACUGGCCCCAUAAUACCAAGUGGCUUACCGAGCAAGAACGGGAGAUAGCCCAGUAUCGAAUUCUGCUUUCCAAUGGUGGGUACGAAGAGACUCAGGGGGGCACGUGGGAUGGAGUCAAAGCCGCCAUCAAAGAGCCCUUCACAUGGAUGUUCUGCGGUCUUCAUUUCUCCCUCGUGAAUGCGCAAAGCUUCAAGGACUUUUUCCCAUCGAUUCUUGCAACGUUCGGGUUCUCCGAGCUGACCACAUACCUGGUUCAGGCCCCUCCAUAUAUCAUCGCGUAUAUAUCGGCCCUUGCGAUUGCAUACUCGUCCGGAAAAUACCAAGAAUCGUGCUACCACAUUAUCGUGCCGAUUGUGCUAGGUGCAAUAGGAACAGCGGUGCUUAUAUCGACCCUGAACGUGGGUGCUCGCUAUUUUGGCAUGAUUCUCCUAAUCAGUGGGACUUAUUCGGGCCUCAAUCUUCAGCUGUCGUGGGAGACGACGCUUGUGCCCUCGCCACGAAGCAAAAAGGCCGCCUUGAUUGCCAUUGCCAAUUGUAUCAGCCAAAUCAGUCAUUGGUUCAGCCCCUACUUCUUCCCCACGUCACAGGAGCCGUUCUAUCGCAUGGGAGGUGGUUUAAUCCUGUUCGGGUGCAUAUGCACUGUGGUGUUGUGUUGGGCAAUUAAAUACCGGGCCAAGGUCCUCAAUCGAAGAUUAGAUGCGGCAGAGGGAUGGUCCAGGGAUUGCGUGGUCGAGCGGGGCUGGCGGUAUGUGUAUUAG